Molecule: messenger RNA, 258 nt
Organism: Sphenostylis stenocarpa
Lineage: Eukaryota; Viridiplantae; Streptophyta; Magnoliopsida; Fabales; Fabaceae
Source: the annotation of a GenBank genome assembly
AUGUACGAGACACUUGCAGCAAACUGGCCCUCUGUAAUGCAAAUAGUUCGGCUUAUAUCUCAGGACCACAUGAAUAACAAACAAUAUGUUGGAAAGGCAGAUUUCCUAGUUUUCCGGGCAAUGAACUCUCAUGGGUUUCUUGGUCAGCUGCAGGAAAAGAAGCUGUGUGCAGUUAUUCAAUUACCAUCACAGACGUUGCUACUAUCUGUUUCUGACAAAGCCUUCCGCUUGAUUGGGAUGCUUUUUCCUGGGCCUUGA